GGUGGGCGAGCGAGCGAGGACGAUGCACUCGCGCUCGUGUCAUCGUCAUUGACAUGUCAGAACAAUGGUGCGCUCCCUGCGCGCGCCCACUCGCCACCACCGGAGAAGUGCUUCAUUCCCAAAGCCCGAGCCAGAGCCCACGCGAUGAGAUACCCACAGUGAACGACACGAAAAUGGACAGUUUGGUCGGACCUCUGGUCGCCCAGUAUCUCUCCAUGGGUUUCCAGUCUCAGGAAAACCUUCCGAAUGGAUGUCCGAACGCACAGGAAAAAGACACGCCGUGUGCGCCUCCAGUAUGCUCGUCUAGACCUAAAGUCUCCUCUCCUCAAGUCCUGCACCCCAACCUGGCGCAGGUGACCCGUGGCAAGGUCAUGAUGUCCUUGGGCCAGUUCACCAAGGGCGCCACAUGGGAAGAGCUCAUCCAGGCCUGCGUACAGUCCUUUGACACAGAGGGCAGUAUGUGUCGCAGCAGUCACCUCCUCAACGUCACACUGACCAUGCACCGACUCCUCAUCUCUUCCCGGGAGCUGCUGGACAGACUCAUGGCUCUCUUUAAAAGUGCUUUGGAAAACGAUCGCCAUGCUGAGUGCCAAAAGAUCUGCUACCUCAUCAGGUACUGGAUGCGUGAGUUCUGGCCCAUGUUCCGUCUCCACGGCAGCCUGGCGACCUCACUUCUGCACUUCAAGGAAGUGAUGCGUGAGCACGGUCGGGAGAGGCUCUGCCCACUCCUGGAGACCAGGUGGAUCAAUGAGAGGGACUGGUCUCGUAAAGCUAGCCAGAGGAUCAAAGCUAACUGCAGUAAGAAGAGGAAGGUGUCUCUGUUGUUCGAUCACCUGGAGCCACAGGAGCUAGCUGAGCAUCUCACCUUCCUGGAGUUCAAGUCCUUCUGCCGCAUCUCGUUUGCGGAAUACCAGAACUACGUGCGUGAUGGCUGCCUGAAGGAGAACCCGAUGAUGGAGCGCUCCAUCGCCCUGUGCAAUGGCAUCUCCCAGUGGGUGCAGCUGAUGGUGCUGAGCCGCCCCACCGCCCCCCUCAGGGCUGAGGUCUUCACCAAAUUCAUCCACGUUGCACAGAAACUGCGUAUGAUGCACAACUUUAACACGCUGAUGGCCGUGGUGGGGGGUCUCUGUCACAGUGCCAUAUCCCGCCUCAAAGACACCAGCUCCCACGUCUCAGCUGAGGUUACCAAGGUGAUGAACGAGAUGACGGACCUGCUGUCCUCCUCCCGGAACUACGAGAACUACCGCCAGGUGUACACCAGAUGUACCGGCUUCAAGAUCCCCAUCCUGGGGGUGCACCUGAAGCAGCUGAUCACGGUGAAUGAGGCCAUGACGGACUACGUGGAGGACAAGGUGAAUGUGCAGAAGCUCCAGGCGCUCUACACCCAGAUCCAGGAGCUCAUCCAGCUCCAGCAGGUGCCCCCACAGCUCGACGCCAACAAGGACCUCGUACAUCUACUCACGCUGUCCCUGGACCUGUAUUACACAGAAGAUGACAUUUAUGAGCUGUCUUACGUCAGAGAGCCCAAGAACUGCAAGGCUCCACCAGCUACCCCUUCUCGGCCCGCUGUGGUGGUAGACUGGGCGUCAGGAGUGUCCCCAAGACCUGACCCCAAGACAAUCAGCAAACAUGUCCAACGCAUGGUGGAUUCCGUCUUCAAGAACUACGACCAUGACGAGAACGGCUUCAUCUCGCAGGAGGAUUUUGAGAAGAUCGCGGCCAGUUUUCCUUUCUCCUUCUGUGUCAUGGACAAAGAGAAGGAGGGUCUGGUGAGUCGUGAGGAGAUCACAGCCUACUUCAUGCGCGCCAGUGUCAUCUGCUCCAAGCUGGGCCUGGGCUUCGUGCACAACUUCGUGGAGACCACGUACAUGAAGCCCACCUUCUGCGACAACUGCUCAGGAUUCCUGUGGGGUGUCAUAAAGCAAGGCUACCGAUGCAGAGACUGCGGUAUGAACUGCCAUAAGCUGUGUAAGGACCAGGUGGCUUUUGAGUGUAAGAAGAACUCCCGGCCGAGUGCCCCCUCCGACACCAGCCCCUCAAGCUCCACCCCCACCAACGCCGGCGGCACCCCCUCCGACACCAGCCCCUCAAGCUCCACCCCCACCAACGCCGGCGCCACCCCCUCCGGAUCCCGCGGACAGGAAGUUUAUGAGGACUGCCCCUUCUCCUCAGAGGAUGGCACGGAUGCCUCUGUGACAGCCCCAUCCCCAAGCCCCAGUUCCCCCUUUCACCGCCGCCAGAGACUGCCCUUCAGCCUGCCCAAGCUGGCCGGCAUCCACCGCGGCACGCAGACCGACCUGCCCCCUCCCCUCACGCCAGAGCCCAGCCGCCCCAUCCAGGCCUCGCUUCUGCCCCCCUCGCCCUCCCCGGGCGCUGCCCGCACACCCUGCCCGAGUCCCGUGCCCGUCAGGAGGCACUACGCCAAGUGGGAGAACCGCAUCUCCACCAUCCAGCCCUCGGAGGACGAGAGGGGCGAAAACAAGCCGAGCUAUGAGCACCUGGAGCGGGAGAAUGAGUCUCUGAAGAAGAGUAACGCAUCUCUCGGCAGGAAGCUCAGAGAGGCGCAGUUAGAGAUGAACAAGCUAAAGAUUCGUCUGGGGAGAUGCGAUCUUCACCGCGUGGACGAAGACUCCUCAUCUUCCUCCUAAUCAUACUCAAACCUGUGCAUGUGUGAGUGUGCGUGUGUGUGUGUGUGUGUGAGUGUGCGUGUGUGUGUGUGUGCAGUAGAGCCGCGAUCUUCAUCCUGUGGACGGAGACUUAUUCUCCUCCUAAUCAUACUCAAACGUGUGUGUGUGUGUGUGUGUGCAGUAGAGAAGUGUUCUUCAUCCUGUGGACGAAGACUCCUCAUCCUCAUCCUAAUCAUACUCAAACCUGCGUGUGUGUGUGUGUGAGCGUGCGUGUGCGUGUGUGUGUGUGUGCAGUAGAGCCGCGAUCUUCAUUCUGUGGACGGAGACUUAUCCUCCUUCUAAUCACACUCAAACGUGUGUGUGUGUGUGUGUGCAGUAGAGAAGUGUUCUUCAUCCUGUGGACGAAGACUCCUCAUCCUCCUCCUAAUCAUACUCAAACCUGCGUGUGUGUGUGUGUGUGUGUGUGUGUGUGCAGUAGAGAAGUGCUCUUCAUCCUGUGGAAGAAGAAUCCAGUUCCUCCUCUUAAUCAUACUCAAAUGUGUGUAUGUGAGUGUGUGUGUGCAGUACAGACGUGCUCUUCAUCCUAUGGAUGAACACUCCUCAUCAUCCUCCUAAUCAUAUUCCAAGGUGUGUGUGUGUGUGUGUGUGUGUGUGUGUGUGUGUGUGUGUGCAGUAGAAACACGCUCUUCAUCCUGUGGACGAAGACUCCUCAUCGUCCUCCUAGUCAUACUCACAUGUGUGUGUGUGUGUGUAGGAUGGUGUUUGUGCGUGUAAUGUGGAAAUAUACCCUUAGACCUAUAGUACUUUAUUUUUAAGCACACUGUGUGUGAGUGUGUUGUGAAUGGAGUCUGUUUCUGUCUCUGACUGUUCCUCUGCAGCAUGCCUGCAGGAGGGUGUGUGUGUGUGUGAGAUUCACUGAAGGAAGGCCACUCCUCCGCCUCUACUCAGAUUUAAUAUGUGUGUGUGUGUGUGUGUGUGUGUGUGUGUGUGUUUGUGUGUGUGUGUGUGUGUGUGUGUGUGAAGAAGAGGUUCAAUAUUGUUCCACCAAAUGAACCUACCACCUCUGGACAUCUCUGCUGCGAGCUGUGGGCUGUGGGAUUACUAAAAGGCUGAUAGUCCAGUCGGCCCAGCCCGAGCGCUGUGUAAGGGGGCGUUGGCACGGCCACACUGACACUGACACCCAAAAUAGCAUUCCGAAUGACAUACCACCCCAAUGCCCAUACCACCCCAACGCCUAACAUGGACAUACCACCCCAACACCCAUACCACCCCAACGCUUAACAUGGACAUACCACCCCAAUGCUUAACAUGGACAUACCACCCCAACGCCUAACAUGGACAUACCACCCCAACGCUUAACAUGGACAUACCACCCCAACGCCUAACAUGGACAUACCACCCCAACGCCUAACAUGGACAUACCACCCCAACGCCCAUACCACCCCAAUGCUUAACAUGGACAUACCACCCCAACGCUUAACAUGGACAUACCACCCCAACGCCUAACAUGGACAUACCACCCCAACGCUUAACAUGGACAUACCACCCCAACGCCUAACAUGGACAUACCACCCCAACACCAAUACCACCCCAACGCUUAACAUGGACAUACCACACCAAUGCCAAUACCACCCCAACGCUUAACAUGGACAUACCACCCCAACGCCUAACAUGGACAUACCACCCCAACGCCAAUACCACCCCAACGCUUAACAUGGACAUACCACCCCAACGCUUA
Messenger RNA from Alosa sapidissima (American shad), 4365 nucleotides. RefSeq names its product RAS guanyl-releasing protein 1-like. The record is from RefSeq and is a predicted model, not a curated record. The transcript has 17 exons. Gene Ontology annotation, cellular component: plasma membrane. Gene Ontology annotation, molecular function: calcium ion binding; guanyl-nucleotide exchange factor activity. Lineage: Eukaryota; Metazoa; Chordata; Actinopteri; Clupeiformes; Clupeidae. Gene Ontology annotation, biological process: positive regulation of GTPase activity; Ras protein signal transduction. Bases 54 to 2648 code for a protein of 864 amino acids.